This is a messenger RNA of Actinia tenebrosa (Australian red waratah sea anemone), 2077 nucleotides long. Its product is annotated as galanin receptor 2a-like. The record is from RefSeq and is a predicted model, not a curated record. NCBI's taxonomy places the organism in Eukaryota, Metazoa, Cnidaria, Anthozoa, Actiniaria, Actiniidae. Gene Ontology annotation, molecular function: neuropeptide Y receptor activity. Gene Ontology annotation, biological process: G protein-coupled receptor signaling pathway. Gene Ontology annotation, cellular component: plasma membrane.
GCUUAUGUUGCGAUGUUGUAGAGCUUUGGCAACAUUUUCGUCAAUUUGGAGGUGAUCGAUCAAAAACAAGGUACUGAAUCGAGUGGUGAGACGACAUAAGGAGACGAUCUUCAGUUUCAUAUCUCGACUCGGUUGCUGUAUGAAAGAGACACUUACGGUUAUUAUCAAGAGUAGAGAUUUUAAGAAGAAAACUUGAGUACGCCCCUUUAAAAAGCUAAGAAAGCGUUCAAUUGUCAAAAGAAGAACUUUGUAUCGCAUCGACAAGACUUUUCCCACAGUCUCAAGAUUUCUCAAAAAAUGUCUAAUAAUUCUUCACUGCCAAACCAAAGCUUGGUGGAACAAUCAGCAAUUGACUCCAACACUGGCGAAUCAUUGACUUUUAAGAUUGUGAAGUUAUCUCUGUAUGCCCUAAUAUUUGUGAUCAGCAUGGUUGGAAACGCUCUGGUUUGUAUUGUCAUUGCAAGAAGACGUCGCAUGCGAACUGUCACCAACUAUUUCAUUCUAAAUCUGGCAAUUGCAGACCUGGCAAUCACUUGCAUAUGCAUUCCGUUUGAUAUCCCAGUGCAAGAGAACAGCUACAAUUGGCCAUAUGGGUAUUUUAUGUGCAAGAUUCUUUAUCCUUUACAAACCAUGUGCAUUUUUGCCUCAAUCUUCACUUUGACAGCUGUAAGUUUGAACCGAUUUUGGGCCAUAGUUUAUCCGCUAAGAAGACAAAUGACAAAAUCUAAUGCUAAAAUUGUGAUUAUUUUGAUAUGGAUCAUUUCAUCAGGGCUAACAGUACCGUACAUAUCAGUACUGUACCUCGAUGGAACUCAGUGUACCGAAAACUGGACGGCUAUGGAAUACAGAAAGGCAUACACACUAUGCCUCUUUAUUUUCCAAUAUUUUCUCCCGUUGCUUGUGAUUGGCGUGGCCUAUGUCAAAAUAGGCAUUGAACUUAAGAAAUGCAUUGGCCCUCAAAUUAACGUUGCACUUUGCCGAGCUCAACAAGAUGAUGCUCGUAAGGUAGUGCGCAUGCUCAUUAUAGUAACACUGCUGUUUGCAUUGUGUGUACUUCCCAAUAAUAUCAUGUGGAUAUGGUUAGACUUUGGAAACGGGGAUUCGUAUAAACAUUUCUGGGACAUGGUUGCCGUCACCAAUAUCAUAUUAUUCGCUAAUAGUGCAACAAACCCUGUGGCUUACACAAUUUGCCAUGAAAAUUUCCGAGAAGAAUUUAAGCAAUACUUCAAUUGUUAUCAUGGAAUUUUGAAUAAUUUAUCAAGUUCCAUGCUUUCUCGCUCAGUUUUUAAAACCUUUCGAAACACGGAAGUGGAAUCGAAAACCUCUCCUGAGAUCCCUGAAGAAGUGUUAUUGAUUUAUUCAAAAGAAACUGUUUUGUAGUCAUAUGAUUUUACUUGUAACUCAAUUCUUCGCUGUUUGGACAAAUUCUUUUAUCCGGCCUUGAGAUCGAAUUUUCUACUGAAAAAUAUACUUACAUAUUUAAGAUUAAUACCAAACAGGAUAACAUCUCAAACCUUGCAUGCUCUUAAUAUCUUGAAUGCUUUAGACUCAUCAUUUGCAUUUUUGGAGACCGAUUUCGAAAUGAAUCACUGAAUGGAAGAUAAAAAAUUCAGCUAUUCCAAAAAAAAGUUGAAGGCCGCCAAUCACAAUGCAAAUAGCCAUUCGCCCCUUCAACCUUUUUUGAAACAGCUGUAUAAAAGGGUUUUAAUUUAAUAUGACCACAGAACCAUUUGAACUUUAUAGAUUAUAAGUUGGUUUAAAUAUGUUUCGACAACACAGUAUCUUUAAUUUUAGAAAUGAUUUAGUUCCAAGAUUUUGGGUAUCUGACACAUCGUCAAGAAAAGGAUGUUUCAUAAUGUUUAAUAAGAGCUCGUUGAAUCUAUAUUCACAGGACCCGAAAGCUCUUUUAGAUAUAAAUUAUUUCUAAACAGAUACUGUGUUGACAAAACAUAACUAAACUAAAUAAAACCAACACACAAUCAUAUUCUGAAUGUACACCUAAUUCAAAAAACGUUGUCAUCCCCAAAGGCAAUAGGCAAUAGGCGAUAGGCGAAAAGCGAUAUGAUAUAUGUCAUUC